Molecule: messenger RNA, 3824 nt
Organism: Aedes albopictus (Asian tiger mosquito)
Lineage: Eukaryota; Metazoa; Arthropoda; Insecta; Diptera; Culicidae
Gene: Sap47
Product: synapse-associated protein of 47 kDa
Exons: 11
Coding region: 538-1959 (473 amino acids)
Biological process (GO): TORC2 signaling; regulation of short-term neuronal synaptic plasticity
Cellular component (GO): Golgi apparatus; synapse; nucleus
Source: RefSeq, a predicted model, not a curated record
UUGGUGGUACUGUGGGCACGCAGUACGCAUGUCCCGGACCAAGCACACGCUCGCCGUCGUCAACGGUUCGGGCCUUUCGGGCAUCCUUCGUGCGGAAACGUGUGGAUGAGGUAGUAGUUUUUCAUCCUGGCAGAUGCGCAUUUGCAGAACGAUUUCCGAUUUGGAAUUCGAUCGGUUGCCGUGUCAAGUGGUGGACGGAAGUUGAAAUUCAGUGGAAAUUUUCUCCCAAAUUUACUGUGCUGGAUAGCCCCUUUUCAAACUCCUAAACCUUCGGGUGUGAACAGUUUAGCACCGCAAAGUCCUUGCCCAUAAAAUCUGGUAUUUCCAAGAACUUUUCAUUGUUGAGUGAAAUAAAGUGAAUAGUGCAAGCAUUUGAUCUAGUAAUAGCAAGGACUUUUCUCGUGUUACGUGAUAGAUUUUUCUUUUCGUCCAAAUAGCAGUUCUUGAAAAAAGUUUACUAGAAAACGUGAUAAAGAAAAUCGGAAACAAGAAGAAUUCAAUUUAUCUAAACGAGGAAUCCUCGUAAUUGCAGUGAAUAUGUUUUCCGGAUUAACAAACCAAGUCAGCUCAUGGAUUGGAGCUGCCAAAGGCGAACCACAGGACGAGGAGGUUCCAACACCCCCGAAUUCCGCUGCAACAGCUACGACGACGACAACGACAACAGCCCCUCCACAGGCAGGAGCAGACACAGCUGCGGCCCCUCUAGGAGAUGAAGGUGACAAAAGCCCAACCAAAAGCGGUGUAUUUUCUGGCGUAUCGUCAAAAGUGACAGGUUGGCUCGGAAAUGCAUCUAUGCCGUCAAUGCCCGCGAUGCCAUCCAUGCCAACGGUUUCAAUGCCAGCGAUGCCUGCGAUGCCUUCCAUGCCCUCAAUACCCGGCCUACGUAAGCAAAACCAGGACGAAAACGGUGGCAUCACGAACGAAGGCCUAGCCACAUCGCCAGAAAAGACGAAUCAAGGUAUAGCCGCCGGAGCGACGGAUGCAGCCGACGACGAAGACCGGUCCAGACCACAGGAAAGUGCCACAGGAGGAGCUGAUUCUCGUCCCGCCACAGGCCCCGGAACACCAACAGACGAAAACGCCGGACAAAUUGGUCAAGUUACCCACAAAGUCACAGCUGGAGCCAAAUCGAUCGGGUCGUUCCUGUAUUCAUCGUUCAAUAAGGCCGGUGAUAAAAUUAAACACCUAAAGGAUAAUACCCUUCUCGGCGAGUUCAACAAAGAGCAGGAAGCAUUCAUUAAGAACCAGCAGGGAGGCAGCGGUCCAGGUGCUUGCCCAUGGACCGGUCACGCAAACGAAGCCAAAAUUAAAGAAGAAAUCCUCAGUCUGUCAGCGGAUCGUCGGAACUUUGUGCGAGCACCACCAGCCGGGGUUGAGUUUGAAUUCGAUUAUGAUGUCUCUUAUCCCAUUGCGUUAGCCAUCAUGAACGAGGACAAAGAGCUAGAGAAAAUGCGAUUUGAACUAGUACCUAAAAUCAUCACGGAAGAGAACUUCUGGCGCAACUACUUCUACCGUGUUUCUCUGAUAUGCCAAGCAGGAGAUCUGGGUACGCUAGGUGACAAAAACGAGUUCGUCAGGCGAGGAGUCAGUGAAGAUACAGAGGAACCACCAAUAAGUCGCGAAACAGUGAAAGAGCCAAUUGUUUCGAGUACAGGCGAAAAUGCUGACAAAAAGGUGCAACCGUCGGUGAAUGAAACGGAAUUUGUGUCGGAAUCGUUCAAAGCUAGUGAAGAAGCUCUCGAAGAAGUGAGAGCCGAUAUGAAAAAGCUCGGAAUCGAUACUCUUGUCAAGCAGGCUAGCGAAGGCAUUGGUAAUGCUGCCGAGAAAAGUGAAGAGCAAUGGGAAAAGGAUUUGGAAGCGGAGCUGCAGGAUUACGAAGUGGUAAACGAUGGAAACGAUCGCUCCAACUGGGAGAAAGAUGUGGACGAGCUGUUGGACGACGAAACCGAUUUGAAAUAAAAUAAAUGUUUCAAUCAGUUGCUUUGUAACGUGAUGAAUUGUACUGUAAAUAAGUGAAUGAGGUCUGAUAAGAUUAAUAUUUAGUGCUUAUAGGUAAAAGUUUUGUUGUAGAUUCAUUCUCCGUUUAGUGGUGAUCCGAAAUCAUUUUCACAUUUUUCAAUUAUCGCUUAUUUAGUUUAAGUAGAUGAACUGAUUUUUGGUGAAAAUAAUUCCUUUUUUUAUACAUUAAAUUAACUGUGAUUAUGUCAGUUUGUUAUGACUAGCACUUAUUUUUACUGUAAGGGCUUAUAUCUAUCUGAGGAUUAUGAAGAAACGCGCUGAAGGACACAUCGUAUUACAAAGUAAUUGAUCCACAUAAAGCUAGAAAUCAGGUCUAAACAGAAAUAAAAAUCGAAGCUUCAUCUAGCACUCACCAUUUAUGAUGAGAUUUUGACGAACAACAAAGUUAAGUAUGACGUCAUUCGAUUUUUCAUUGUCCUUCUGCUGAAAGCACGAACUUUUCUUUUCCUCCAAUUUGUUACUUUCCAAUCUUCUAGAAUAUACAAGCGUGCAGCAGUCCAACAGCCAUUAUUUGAAAAGGUUUUAAUAAAAUACUUCUUCCAAAGAAACUUUUAAUGAGUAUUCAAAUGAUUCUCACUCGGUUUUCCAAUUGUAUUGCUCUGAAAACGACUUAGCAACUUAUAAAUAGUAAAAUGUUGUACGGUACUCAGACUGGUGAACAUUCUCAUACCGGCGAGAAAAAGAACGUUUUACCUAAUCUAUCAUUGUUCAUGUAUUAAAACACCGAGCCCUUUAACGUGACAUGGAAACUAUUGAAACUAAUCUACUGUACUGUAAAAUAGUAAUCCCACUACACACACGAAAUAAGUUCAUAAAUUCAGAAACCGAUGUUUAGCUACGGUAAAAUCGCUGUGAAUUAUAAAUAACCAAACCCAACCAGACCUGACUCUUGAUCAUUAGACCAACUUCAACAUCUUCAGUCAAACUUUUCGUUCCUUCUCAUAACCAUUCUUCAAUCUAGGACACUUCUUUAACAUUUCCAAAUAAAAAAAAAUGAUUUAUCACAAGAAUUUGCUGAAAAGUGACGAUACUUCAAUCCAUUUUACGAAAUUAUACUGAUCAUGCAACACUUCUUCCAAAAAAAAAUUCUCUACGAUUAUUAAAAAUGACAAACGAAGCAGAAUUAAAUAUAACGUUUAUAAAAGGCUAAGAGGCACUUGAACGAAAAAAAAAACACAACACAAUCUAACGUGAGAACUUAAGAACACUAAUAUCAAACACAGACAAAAGAAAGAAUAAGAAACAUUUCAUCGCACAGAUUUAGAGAAAGCAAAAGACAAACAGAAUUACACAAACAGAAGGUUAGCCUAGUCGACUUUUCGUUUUUCAUAAAACAAAUUCUUGUUCAUUGUAAACAAAUGGAACGCCGUACAGCGCCGAGGGGCAACGCUGUGCGCAUCUUUAAAAUACGAAAAACCAAACUAAUUCCACACAACUCAAACUGCUGGCAAAAGGCAUCCCACUAAACAACUCGAUCUGUUCAGUAGUGACUCUUAAUGUUCGAUCGAGCCGGAAGGAGAUGCUGCAGUUUUUAGAUAUUUAACAACCAGCAAUCAACAAUUGUUUUCGGUUCUUUUCCUCUUUCGUUGAUCUUCAAUCUCUUCAAACUCGUGAAUCCGACGAAAUUAUGGAUGCAUUGUAUUCUGUAUUUAUUGACAACUGGAAAUAAGAUUGUUUGAUAUAUUGAACUAAAUAUAAAUAUACAUAUUACGAUAUACUACCGAAUAUAUAGCAUUAAUAUGUGUAAGAAAUCAGUAAUAACAGUAAAUAAAAUAAAAAGAGGGAUAUUGUGAACAUUCAAUGAA